UGCUAUAACACCAUCAUUUCCAUUUGGAGAUGAAUAAAGUAUUCUAUCUAUCUCUUGUUAUCAAUAUAACUUUCCAUUCAGGACAGGGUCCAUGUGGUCUGUGGCAAAUAUAGGCCACACCUGUAAUCUGCUUACACACAUGCUCAGGCUACUCGAACGGUAGCCUAUGGCUCUAGUCAGACUUGCUUUGGCUUGCCUCUCUUCAUUUGGACAACAAAUGGAAAAUAUACUCUAACAAUUAGUUCUGAGCAAUGCUAUUGGACAUUUUAGGCUAGCCCACAAUUCUUGCAAAUAGAAAUAGGGAAAAAAAGAGAAAAAAGUAUUUGGUAGAAGAGUUGGACUACCAUUGCAAAAAAGGCUGUGAAAGAGAUGACAUCAUAAAGGCACAUUCUAAAAGGACUCCUUAAAUCCUGAGGUUAUUUGUUAUGCUCAGAAGUGAUGAUGAAUGACCAAAAGUUCAGAUGCCUCUUGGAUGGCAUAAUACGCGAGGAGGUGAAGAGAUACAUCACCAAUCGCGAGACGAUUAUGAAGUCCUGGGUCAUGGAAUGGACUGAGAAAGGUCAGCAGUACAAUAGGGAAGACAUGGAGCUCCUGAGAGAGGAGAUGGAAAUCCUGAAGAAGAAGGCCGUCCUGCCUCAUAGACAAGACUGGAGGACCGGACUAGAGAAAGUCUGGGUGAGCGAGGAGAAGGAGGAGUGUGUAAGAGAGAGGAGAAAGAUGGCUGAUCGAGAGAACGAGAGAAAGAGAGAGAUGGACAACGAGAGAGUGCGGAUGACGAUGCGUGUCGAGGACCUGGAGAGGCUGGUCAGAGAGCUGGAGAGGAGGCUGCGGGAGAGACAUGCGUCGGAAUAUGUGUCGGGGCAUGGCCAGGAGGACCGACUGCGACAGAUGGAGGCGAUGUUCUUACGGAAGCUGGAGAAACUGGAGCAGACGCUGGACACAAGGGUCAUAAUCACCAAAGAGGAAAAUAAUACAUAUAUGAUGGAGGCGUGGGCUAAGAAUGCUUCUGGUGAGGGGCACAAUGAUGAGAAGCUCCCACCAACCAAACCACCGGUGGUGGGGAAGGGAGAAUCUGCUGAAAUAAUGGCGCGCCUGCAAAAAACUGAAAGAGCCAUUAAGGAGAUGGAUGUUCGGAUAAUGGAGAAAGACAAGAUACUUAAGGAUAAAGAAAUUCAGAUGAUGAGGAAAGACCAGAUUCUGAGGGAUAUGGAACUUCAGAUGAAGAAGAAAGACCAGAUUCUCAAGGAUAUGGCAUUUCAGAUGAAGGAGAAAGAUGAGCUACUGCAACGUCAAGGGGCAGAGUACAGAUCCAAGUUGGAGAUGAUUGAGCAGCAAGUUAGGGAGUUGACCGCUGCGAAUUCCACACGAAACAAACAGUGGUGCAGCUCGGUGGCCAGCCUGAGGACCAACAUGGAUGAUGAGACCACUGAUGAGGAGCGCCAGUCAUGGACGAGCACCGGAUUGGGCAGCAGUUGCUCAAAAAGGAGAAAUGGGAAGAGCAGGAAGGUGGCGGCUCGGAGGAGUGCCAAGACCAGGAGCCCUCGAGAGAGCAACACGGAGAGGAUGAGGAGCAGCAGGAGUCAGCAGUGCGACACGUCGGCAGACAGCGACAUCAGUAGCAUUGCCAGCGCCGAGCCAAGGAGCUUGGCUGAGAAGAGUAUGGCAGCCAGUGAGCGUGUCAGUGAGCGCUUGGCCGACAGCAGGCCGCAGACACGCACCAGCCUGGACAAGACCUCUGUGGGCUCCGCCGCGUCCCUGGCUAAAGUCGCUCUCGGAGCUGAUGCGGGUCAAGGAGAGAAGGGGAAGUCUUGGAAGCGUGCCUUUGGCGGCUUGUUUAAAAAGAAAACAUAAAAGUAAAGCAAACAUUGGAAGAAUUUUUUUUUUUGUGGCUUGUAUGAGCUUUCUAAAGCUUCAUUAAAUGUUCACCUUCACAGUAUUGGAGUUGGAAUAACAUUUAUUUAAAACAAAAUAAAAAGUAACUAAAACUCUCCAUGUGGUGGUGUUUUCCUCUAUUGUUGUACUGACUCAUCCACUCAGAAAUAGGGCAAGGAGGACCAAGAGAAAACAAAACAAAACAAAACAAAACAAAACAGCAAUUUACCAGAGAGAGAAAAUCACAAGUGCAUUCAUGAGCUACGAGCAAAAAAAAAAGUUUUUCCUUUCAGCCAGACCUUAAGUAAGAAUAAACCUAUCCUUGCCUUCAAUAAAAUACAGCACUGCCACCUCCCUCCCCUGCCCAGGGAACAGAUUGUGGGAUGAAGCCCCCUUCAGUAUUAAUAUUCUUCUGUGCAGCCACUCCUCAACAAAUAAUGUGAAUGGGGCGGCUGUCUGCUGCCCUAUUAGGCCAUCUCUGCAUCCCUCAUUAUGCUUUAUAAAUCAAGCAGAUGAGAAGAGAAAGAGAUAGAUAAAGAGAGAGGGAGGGAGAGAGAGGGAGAAGAGAAAGCAAGGG
Alosa alosa (allis shad) is the source of this 2449-nucleotide messenger RNA. Its product is annotated as RNA-binding protein 25-like. The coding region runs from base 439 to 1851 and encodes 470 amino acids. The transcript is spliced from 2 exons. NCBI's taxonomy places the organism in Eukaryota, Metazoa, Chordata, Actinopteri, Clupeiformes, Clupeidae. The record is from RefSeq and is a predicted model, not a curated record.